UUUGGCUGAUGAGAUGUCGUGAAGAUGAUGGUGGGGGAGUAGGGGAUGCAGAGCGGUUGGUGGAUGAGAAGUCUAGGAAGAGACCCCGGAGAUCUCUUGGUGAUUCAAGUGGUAGGAGAAAGAGGACAUAUUUCUCUUGGAAUAUACUCCGAGUUGAACGUCAGAGAGCAGUCAGUCAGGCUCAGUGGCAAUUCCAACAUCAAAUUAAACGUGCGCUCCGUGAAUCGGACUAUCAUUGCAAUCGAAAUUUUAACCAUUCUCUGGGUAUUUCAAUACCUUGAUCGAGUUUUACAGAAUAAGGCUUUCAAUUCAAGGACUUAUUUUAUUCCUUUUUCACUGAAUGAUUCCAAACAAUCUGUUUCUACGGUGUAUUUCCAUUUGUCGUUGCGGAAUGUUGAAGACUACAGCGUAAAUUAUCAAGAGCAUUGACCGUUACGGUAACUCCCACGUGUUCCAUUGGAAGUUUUUGCCAUGGAAAUUCUGAUGCACGAGGCCACCAAUGGGGUGACAAUCCCUCACGAUAAUUUAGAAUCUGGAGAACGACUGAGGGAGCAGAACAAUCAGAAAAAUGGAACUGACAUGGGGUGGAAGAGGAAUGGGGGUGAGUCACAAUUACUUGGCAAAGCUAAGGGUGAACAUGAAGUCGCGGAUAUUGUCUUUGAGAACAUAAGCUAUCGUGUUGGACUUGGAUUAUUUCGAAAAGACUACAAGCAAAUACUGCACGAUAUACAUGGAAGACUCCCUGCAAGACAACUGAUUGCCAUAAUGGGUCCUUCCGGUGCCGGAAAGUCAACCCUACUCGACAUUCUCUCUGGCUAUCGUCUAACCGGCAUCAGUGGUAAUGUUUACGUUAAUGGAGACAUACGUGAUUUAGAUGCAUUCAGAAGAUCAAGUGCUUACAUAACUCAAGACGAUCGUCUCCAACCCCUGCUGACUGUCAUCGAGAAUAUGAGAGUCGCUGCUGAUCUCAAACUUGGUACCAAUAUACCAAGACAGACGAAAGAAGAAAUAAUAGAAGAAAUUCUUGUAACACUUGGUCUGUUCGAUCAUCGGACAACGAGGGCGAGUAGAUUGAGUGGUGGACAGCAAAAAAGAUUGUCAAUUGCCCUUGAGUUGGUUAAUAAUCCAACUGUCAUGUUCCUUGAUGAACCUACCACUGGAUUAGAUAGCUCCACGUGCAUGCAAGUUGUUCAACUGCUCAAGGUUCUUGCAAGACAAGGAAGAACUAUUGUAUGCACCAUUCAUCAACCCAGCGCCUCUUUAUUCCAGUUAUUCGAUCAAGUACUUGUUGUGGCUAAUGGCUACUGCCUCUAUCAAGGCGCAACUGAUCAAUUAGUGCCCUAUUUGGAGAGUGUUAAACUGCCGUGCCCGAUAUAUCACAAUCCGGCUGAUUAUGUUAUUGAAUUGGCUUGCGGUGAAUAUGGCUACGAUAAAAUCGAGAGUCUCGUUAAUGCAUCGGACAAUGGUAGGAAUUUGCAGUGGUUCAAUAAUAAAGAGCGCUUUGUGUCGUCAAUCGAGGUCUCUAUUGACCCAUCGAAGAACGGAGAAAAACCACGAGAGGCUGAUGGAAAAACAGGAAAACCCAGUGAUAAUGACGGGAGUGAAAAAAAUUCUACAUUUAAAAAAAAUCACAAAAAGAAAUCUCUGCAAGCUACGUCACAGCUUCAUCAACUGAAAAUAUUACUGCAGCGGGGAGUUAUAAAAAGUAAAAGAGAUACGACGUUAACUUAUCUGAGAUUGCUGGUCAAUGUGGCGACGGGAAUUAUGCUGGGUACAUUGUUCAUUGGGGCUGGUAACGAGGGCCACAGAGUUCUAGAAAAUUAUAAUUUACUUUUUGCUAUUCUAAUGCACCACAUGAUGACAUCUAUGAUGCUGACAGUUCUUACGUUUCCAUCGGAAAUGAACAUUCUGCAGAAAGAACAUUUCAAUAGGUGGUACAGCCUAAAAAUGUUCUACACUUCAGUGACAAUUAUCGAUAUUCCCGUAGCUGUGGUAUGUUGUGCUGCAUUCUCCGGAAUAAUCUACAUCAUGUCUGCACAACCCAUGGAGUGGAGUAGAUUUUCAAUGUUCUUCGCUAUCAGCUUGCUCGUUGUUUUUACAGCCCAGAGCUUUGGUCUCGUGAUCGGAGCUGUCUUCAGUGUUGUCAAUGGAACGUUUUUGGCACCGACUCUGUCUGUUCCGAUGAUGAUGUUCGCCGGUUUCGGCGUUAACCUUCGUGAUCUUCCAGCUUAUUUGAGGCCAGGAAGCUAUCUCAGCUAUCUGCGAUACGGUUUAGAAGGCUACAUUCACGCGAUUUAUGGAGAAAAACGAGAGACCCUCAAUUGUGCAGAAACGGAGGAAUACUGUCACUAUAAAUAUCCGAGGAAGUUCCUGUCCGAAAUCGUGGCCAUGGAGCCUGAUCAAUUCUGGAAUGAUGUCUUUGGGUUGACUGUUUUAUUAUUAGCAUUGAGAAUAAGCUCUUAUUUCUUACUGAGGUGGAAACUGCAAUCGGCACGAUAAUGAAUUAAUCACUGAUUUAAUCAGUGCUGGCUAGGAAUAUUUUUAUCAUCAAUGCAAGUAAAUAAAUCAUUCAUUAUAUGUGUGAUGAUAGGAUCGAAGAUGCACUCGAUUUUUUAAAUAAUUUUUUUACGAGAAUUAUUUUCAUAGGUUUACUGCGAUAACGGUUAGAGUAGGAUGGAUUAUUUUAUUGUUAUUAAUAACGGUUGACUGUGAAAUUGUAGAAAAUUCCUUCUUGAGUUAAGAUUGACAGUAACUUCGAGGAAUUUGUAAGCGAGUGUAAUAAAUAGCGGUACUAUUUUUUUAUCAUCACGAUCUUUCUUGAAUUAACAUUUAUACACUUUUCGGGAGAAACGAUUGAUGAUUGGGAGGAUUAAAUUUAUUUAUCUGAA
Fopius arisanus is the source of this 2888-nucleotide messenger RNA. RefSeq names its product ATP-binding cassette sub-family G member 4. Gene Ontology annotation, cellular component: membrane. NCBI's taxonomy places the organism in Eukaryota, Metazoa, Arthropoda, Insecta, Hymenoptera, Braconidae. Gene Ontology annotation, molecular function: ATP hydrolysis activity; ABC-type transporter activity; ATP binding. The record is from RefSeq and is a predicted model, not a curated record. The transcript is spliced from 10 exons. The coding region runs from base 472 to 2499 and encodes 675 amino acids. Gene Ontology annotation, biological process: transmembrane transport.